ACAAAUUCAAAUCGAAGUCGUUACUUUGAGAAGCGAGAAUCGGUUAGAUCUGUGCAGCUUGCUUCUCGAAGGGAGAGACAGAAAUUUGUGUCUGGCAUUGUGGAGAUAGAAACUUUCUACGCAAUUUUGAUUGAUAAUGGCAACGAGAAAUCGAAUUGGAGUUAUGAAUCAUGCCAAUCAGGAGAAUAUUAAAAAUGUCAAAUCUUCAGUUGCUGUACCUAGAAACACAAAAAGAGCAGCAUUAGGUGAAAUAAGUAACAGAGUUAACACAUUGAGGGGUACAGAGCCCAUAGAUAGAACUAGUUUAUUACAAAAAGAUAAGAAGAAAGUAAUUAUACAAAAGCGACAAGUUGUGAAACCAGUGGAAAAUGUAUCUAAAAAGCCACUGGAUGAAAACGCUGUUGAAAUUGCAAAGUCAGUCAAACAUGUAGAGACCACCAUUGUAGAUGGCAUAUCCGCAACUGAUGUAGCAUUGAUUUCUGUUAGCAAGAAGAAAGAAAGGAAAAAAUCAUUUUCAACAGAUCUAUUAAAAUUUGAAGAUAUUGAUGAACAAGACAACAAGAAUCCUAUUUUAGUUGCCCUCUAUACCAUUGACAUACAUGAAUAUUUAAGAUCGUUAGAAGUCAAAUUUCCUAUUAAAAAAGGAUAUCUAGCAGGCCAAGAAAUCACUCCUAAAAUGAGAAGCGUGCUGAUAGAUUGGUUGAUCGAAGUACAUCAGCAGUUUCGAUUAAUGCAAGAGACCUUGUAUCUCACAGCUGCAAUUAUCGAUCGUUUCUUACAGUCUUACCGGACUAUAGACAGAAAGAGAUUGCAGCUGGUAGGUGUGACAGCUAUGUUUAUUGCUAGCAAAUAUGAAGAAAUGUAUUCGCCGGAUAUAACAGAUUUUGUUUACAUAACGGAUCAAGCAUACACAAAGUCGGAUAUAUUGCAAAUGGAAAUGCUCAUUGUGAAAACUCUAAACUUUUCUUUCGGCCGGCCGUUGCCGCUGCAUUUUCUUCGUAGGUACAGCAAAGCUGGAAAGGCACUCCCUGUACAUCAUACAAUGGCAAAAUAUUUCCUUGAGCAGAGCUUGGUUCAUUAUGAAAUGUGCCAUUAUCCACCUAGUCUCAUUGCUGCAGCAGCGAUAUAUCUAGCAUUUUUAAUUAUUGGUAAUGAUACAGAAGACGAAAGUAAAGCUAUCUGGACAGAUACUCUAGCAUACUACAGCACCUAUUCUAAGGACGAUGUGUUACCUGCAGUAUGUGAUAUAGCUGCUAUAAUAGUUAAUGCAGAAAAUAGUAAAUAUCAAGCUGUAAGGAAGAAGUACGUUCAUGUGAAACACAUGAAAAUUAGUGUUCGGCCAGAGCUUAAGUCGCCUACUCUGCUUGCCAUUGCAGCGAGAAGCAAUGAGACACAAAGUUCUACUAGAGCAGAAUAGCAUGCCUACUUAUUUGUAACAUUUAUAUAUGCACGUGAUGAGACAUUUUCAAUAAGGAGUUUGUUUAGCGCAUUGAAUGUUAUAUGGAGAAUACGAAUGGACAUUGCGUUUUAUGAAAACCAUUUUACCUUCAAAAAUUAAGAUAAAGUAAACUUUAUUACAAGAUGAAAGCGUAUGGAUUAGACAUUUGAUGCGCGACUUUCUUAUUGAAGUCUAUUCUCAUUUAGUUAUAUAAAGUAGAUAAAAAGCGACUUAAAAAUUACAUACAAAAGUUUAUAAGUAUAUGCAUGAAAAUUUACUCAGGUAAUGCUGAUGGAUUUUAUUUUGGACCCAUAAUUAAACUAGGUUUAUCAGAAAUUUCACAAAACACUUUUUAUAAUAAAAUAUUAAUAAAGAUUUUUAGUUUUUAUUCCUAGAUGAUUGUAAAAAUAUUUUAAUUGAUAUUAUUUUUUUAAUUGAUAUAAAUCCUACAUAGAUGCUUUUGUCAUAUGAAAAUAUGUAAGUAUUUCAAGGCAUAUACUUUUAUGCUUUUAUAGCCAUAUUUUGUCAAAUAUAAUCUACCUUAGUAUGCGAAUUUAUUAUUAAGUUUUUUCGCUAUUUUGAAAUAUAAAUU
Messenger RNA from Linepithema humile (Argentine ant), 2030 nucleotides. RefSeq names its product Cyclin B (gene CycB). Gene Ontology annotation, molecular function: cyclin-dependent protein serine/threonine kinase regulator activity. Lineage: Eukaryota; Metazoa; Arthropoda; Insecta; Hymenoptera; Formicidae. Gene Ontology annotation, biological process: mitotic cell cycle phase transition; regulation of cyclin-dependent protein serine/threonine kinase activity. Gene Ontology annotation, cellular component: cytoplasm; cyclin-dependent protein kinase holoenzyme complex; nucleus. The record is from RefSeq and is a predicted model, not a curated record.